GAGAGAGAGAGAGCGAAAGAGAGCGAGUGAGGCUACCACGAUAGCACUUCUUGAUGCACAAGUGUUUUGACUUGCGUGGACUGCUGUUGUCAUUUUGGACUGGGCCAACUCAAACUACCCUCAGACCAUUUUGUGUGGAUAAAGUCACAACUCGUGAUCCAAUCAGCCGACAUGGGGAAAGUGGAAGGAGGGAUGAAAUGUGUAAAAUAUCUUCUGUUCGUGUUCAACUUCAUAUUUUGGUUGAUGGGAUCCUUUGUUCUAGCAGUGGGGCUAUGGCUUCGUUUUGACCCGGAAACUGUGUCCCUGCUCAACGGUGAUAAGGCUCCAGACACAUACUUCAUUGGUGUGUACAUCCUGAUAGGUGCAGGGAGUCUGGUGAUGUUGGUGGGUUUCUUCGGAUGCUGUGGAGCUGUUCGAGAAUCUCAGUGCCUGCUGGGUUCAUUCUUUGCCUGCCUGUUGAUCAUCUUUGGAGCUGAGGUGGCAGCAGGUGUGUUUGGAUUCCUAAACAAAGAGAAGAUCAUUGAAGACGUUCAAAACUUCUAUGCCACAACCUACAAUGAAAAUAACAACAGCACACUCAUCACCUCUUACCAGAAAGUACUGAACUGCUGCGGGACACUUGCUAACAACUGUCCUGAUCAAGAAGCAGAUGUGAAGGACUGCGAGACAGGCAUCAAGGAUUUCUUCAACAGUAAACUCUACAUCAUUGGUUAUGUUGGCAUCGGCAUUGCUGGCGUCAUGAUCAUCGGGAUGAUCUUCAGCAUGGUGCUCUGCUGUGCUGUACGUAACAGCAGGGAGGUCAUCUAAAGGUCCCCAGAUUAGUGCUCAGCCCAGAGAAACUGUACAGCCUCCAAAACACUCUGCAACCCAUAUGCAUCAUCUCCAAAUGACCCAGGAAACAGAGCACACAAUCCAAGCGGUUUUCUGUGGAUCCCCCUUUCGUCUGUCUUUUAUUUCACGCCUUCAUACCAUGCUGAUGGGACUAGAUGAGGAGCAAUAUUAUGUUGCCCUUAUUAUCUUUUAAGUUUGUUUUUUUGUCCCCCAUGGCCAUUCAGCAGCCACAAACACAUUUUAACCCAAGUACUUUCACAGUAAUCCCCACUUUGGUUGUCAAACUUAAAAUUUGUCAAAUUUAAAAAAAAACUUUUGCUUCUGAAUGAAUGCUUUUAAUAGGCCCAUAGAAUUACAGGCAUGUGAAUUGUGUCAAUAGCUUCAUCUGAGCACAUAUACAUGUGGUAUGCUGCUUUAGAAAUGACUUGUACUCAUCAUUUGCUAGGAGAUGUGACCUGGUGACGUAAAUGUCCCAGGGUCAUUUUACAGUCUCUCCCUAACAGUCUCUUAUGUAAGUCAAGAUCAUGGUGUGUACAGUAUGUUGAUUGCAUGUCCAGAAGACCAAGAUCAUGUGACCAUGUUUACAGUCUCAACGUAAACAAGAUUCCUAAUACCUGAUAAUAGGCACCAGGGCUAAUCUAAGCCUUUGCGUUUCCUAUUUUUAAAAAGAAAUUGCACUCGGAAGAAAAACUCCCUAAUUAUUAGUUCUGAGUGGAAGUUCAAUUAUGUAAAUAUUUCUUUUUGUACGUUUUAUGUGGCUGAUUUGAUUGUGCUGUGUGCAGAUAGAGGUUUGCAAUAGUAGAACAGUCAGCGUUAUUUGUAGUGUAAAAAACAUCAAAUCCACACGGUCUUUCAAGGUGCCUUAUAUCAAACUUUUGUAGAGACAACAUGCUGUCUGGAUGUAGAAAACGUAGCAAAGAUGUACAUAUGACUGUGAAGUCGGACUGCAUUUAAUUAUCACACUUUUUCAGCAGUUAUUAUGAUUGUUUUUGUGUGUUUUAAAACGUCACUGAAGUGUGUCUCCUUAGCCUCAUGGUAUAAGGAAAAUCUGUUUUGCAAAAUGUUGGUUUCGAUUAUACAAGUAAUCAAGCUUUGAGGGAUUACAUGUUGUGUACUUAAUCUGUUACUCUCAACAAAAACAUAAAUGCAACACUUUUGUUUUUGCUCCCAUCUUUCACGAGCUGAAUUCAAAGAUCUAAAGCGUUUUCUCUGUACACAAAAAUACUAUUUGGAUUAUUGUUCACAAAUCUGUCUAAAUCUGUUAAUGAGCGCUUUUUCUUUACUGAGAUACAGUAUGGUGUGAUGCUAUAUCAAGAUGAUAUAUCAAGAUCCUAAUUAGAUAGCGUUAUUGCACAGGUGGGCCUUAGGCUGGUCACAAAAGAAGGCCACUCCUCAUGAAUGAUGGGAACGAAAACAAAAGUAUUGUGUUUAUAUUCUUUUUGAGUGUACUUUAGUGUCGCAAUGACAUGAAUCGAGGCUUACAUUAGUAGUUGAAGUUUGAACAGGAUGAACAAGUGCACUGCUCCACAAUCCACACAGCUGUUACAUCCAUAAGAUGUGUCGUGUUCCCUCCCUAAAAACAAGUGUGCACACCGUCAAGCCUUUUUGUAGUCAGUUCUGUGUUAAUUUAUUUUGUUGCUAUUCCAGACCUCUCAGGACAACACAAUAGGUGUUUGAAGUUGAAUAAAGCAUUUGAAGUUUUACGCAGUUUCCUGCAUCUUAUUUCAUUUCACAAACAGUACAACCUC
Messenger RNA from Dunckerocampus dactyliophorus (ringed pipefish), 2579 nucleotides. RefSeq names its product CD9 antigen-like. The record is from RefSeq and is a predicted model, not a curated record. The coding region runs from base 172 to 807 and encodes 211 amino acids. NCBI's taxonomy places the organism in Eukaryota, Metazoa, Chordata, Actinopteri, Syngnathiformes, Syngnathidae. Gene Ontology annotation, cellular component: membrane. The transcript is spliced from 8 exons.